This is a messenger RNA of Oreochromis niloticus (Nile tilapia), 1699 nucleotides long. RefSeq lists its product as uncharacterized. The record is from RefSeq and is a predicted model, not a curated record. The transcript is spliced from 2 exons. Bases 257 to 1135 code for a protein of 292 amino acids. Lineage: Eukaryota; Metazoa; Chordata; Actinopteri; Cichliformes; Cichlidae.
AACGGGUCCAAUUUUAUCAAAGCUUUUAGAAUGUUCCAAAAAUCAGACUGAUGAAGAAUCGGAAGAAGAUGAAGAGGUGACAUUUACUGAUGUUGAGCAGACCCUCUCCACAGAAUCUGAAGGACAGUUUUCUCUCCUUCCACACUUAAGGUGUGCAUCACACACACUGAACUUAAUUUUUCAUGAUGUUGAGAAAUGGCUUCAAGCAAAUGAGGCAAAAUUCAUCUACAGAAGUGCAACUUCAAAGUGUUCUGCAAUGUGGACAAAAGCAAACUGUUCUUCUGUUGCUUCAGAGUUGGUAGAUAAUUUUUUCAAGAAAAAACUCAUAGUACCUGUUUCAACACGAUGGAAUUCAUUUCACAACGCUCUGUCCAGGAUCACUGACAUUACCCUUGCUGAAUUAACUACUGUCUGCACUCAGUUUGGAAUCAAAUGCUUCACUGAUCGGGAUUAUCUGUUCCUAAAGGAGUAUUGUAUCGUGUUGAAGCCACUCACUGUUGCACUACACAUAUUGCAAGGAGAAGAGAACUGCUAUUUUGGAAUCCUUCUUCCAACUCUGGAGAUUCUAAUGUCCAGGAUGCUGGCACUGCAGGACAAGCUUAAGCUGACAGCAUCCCUCCCUGACAUUAUUGUUAAGGCGAUCAAGGUGCGCUUUUCCUCAAUGAUGGACAAUAAAGAAGCUCUCCUGGCUGCAGUCACUUUUCCUAAAUUUAAGUUACGCUGGAUCAGAGAAGAAGAGAAAAAAGACAUGGUUAGGGCAAUGCUUACUACAGAGUGCUGUGGGUUGUCUCUUGAAGACCAACAACCUGCUCAAGAUCACAAGAACCCUGCUAACUCCACUGAUGACAUUUUUUCAUUUGAGGAGGACGACUGUACCUACUCUGCUGAAACAGAGGUGAUGGAAUAUUUGAAAUCUGCUGGGUCUGAGCUGGGUGUUCUUAGCCAGUUUCCCAGGAUUAAGGCCAUUUCACUGAGGUACAACACAGCCACACCAUCAAGCGCACCAGUCGAAAGGCUUUUUAGCCUCGGCAAUCUUGUGCUUACACCCAGAAGGAACAGACUGUCAAGUGAACGCUUUGAGAGACUUACAUUAAUGACAUACAAAAACUUUUUCAAAAACAACACAGCUAAGUAGUACAAAAAAUGUUUUGGAAAACAUGAGUGCAUAAAGCAUGCAAGAAAUAUGGUGCUCAUUGGUUUGAGGAAGUUUCAGAGGAAUUCUGUUUGUUAACCAAAGUUCAGAGUUAACUUCACUUUGUUGAAUCACAUGACAUGAUUACAUACAUUAUGUAUCAAUAUAUUACUCAUUGCUUUGAAAAUUUAAAAAUUUUAAUGUUUACUGCGUGAAAUAUGUCAUGUUUAACAUUUCUUAAGUUAAGCUUUUUUGUUAUUCAGAUAUGUUGCAGAAAAAUAUAUUUGUUAUUCUGGAAUUGUGUUUCUUAGCUAAAGAAAGUUACAUUCCUUACUAAAAAAUGUAAUUAUUAAAGAAUGUUUUUUUUAUAGAAUGUAAUAAAGAUGAUUCAGGAAGCAAAAAGGCUAAACUAUUUCAUGUUGACUCGUAUUUUUUUUUUAAAUUAUUUAUUAUUUAAAGAGUUUAAUUUCUAUUGUUUGUCCACUCGAGGUUUAUGGGGAUUUUAAUAAGUAUUUAGUUAAAUUACUUAUUGAGUAAUUAAGUUACUUUUCAGACACAGUAAUUAGA